Messenger RNA from Condylura cristata (star-nosed mole), 1272 nucleotides. RefSeq names its product growth hormone releasing hormone receptor (gene GHRHR). NCBI's taxonomy places the organism in Eukaryota, Metazoa, Chordata, Mammalia, Eulipotyphla, Talpidae. The coding region runs from base 1 to 1272 and encodes 423 amino acids. The record is from RefSeq and is a predicted model, not a curated record. Gene Ontology annotation, molecular function: G protein-coupled peptide receptor activity; growth factor binding; peptide hormone binding. Gene Ontology annotation, biological process: positive regulation of cell population proliferation; adenylate cyclase-activating G protein-coupled receptor signaling pathway; cell surface receptor signaling pathway. The transcript has 13 exons. Gene Ontology annotation, cellular component: plasma membrane.
AUGGACAGCAAGGUGUGGGGUACCUGCAUUUUCUGUUUGCUGAGCCCAUUACCCAUGAUACUGGGCCAUGUGCACCCCGAGUGUGACUUCAUCAGCCAGUUGAGAGAGGAAGAGAGUGCAUGUCUCCAGGCAACGGAGGAGGAGCCCAACACCACCCUGGGCUGCCCCAGGAUGUGGGACGGGCUGCUGUGCUGGCCGAUGGCAGGCUCUGGAGAGUUGCUGACCCUCCCUUGCCCAAGUUUCUUCUCUCACUUCAGUCCAGAACCAGGGGCCGUAAAGCGGGAUUGCACCAUCAUGGGCUGGUCUGAGCCCUUCCCACCAUACCCUGUCGCCUGCCCCGUGCCCUUGGAGCUGCUGAUAGAAGAGAGAUCUUACUUCUCCACGGUGAAGGUCAUCUACACGCUGGGCCACAGCAUCUCCGUCGCGGCCCUCUUCCUGGCCAUCAUCAUCCUGGUUUCUCUGAGGAGGCUCCACUGCCCCCGAAACUACAUCCACACCCAGCUGUUCAGCACCUUUAUCCUCAAGGCGGCAGCUGUGUUCCUGAAGGACGCCGCCUUGUUCCACGGCGAGAACACAGACCACUGCAGCUUCUCCACUGUUGUGUGCAAGGUCUCUGUGGCCACCUCGCAUUUUGCCACCAUGACCAACUUCAGCUGGCUGUUGGCAGAAGCUGUCUACCUGACCUGCCUGUUGGUCUCCACGUCACCUAGCACAAGGAGAGCCUUCUGGUGGCUGGUUCUUGCUGGCUGGGGUCUUCCCCUGUUCUUCACUGGAACAUGGGUGGGGUGCAAGCUGGCCUUUGAAGAUAUUGCGUGCUGGGACCUGGAUGACAGCUCCCCCUACUGGUGGAUCAUCAAAGGGCCCAUCGUCCUCUCAGUUGGGGUGAACUUUGGGCUUUUUCUCAAUAUUAUCCGAAUCCUGCUAAGGAAACUGGAGCCAGCCCAGGGCAGCCUCCACACCCAGUCUCAGUACUGGCGUCUCUCCAAGUCAACACUUCUCCUCAUCCCGCUGUUUGGAAUUCACUACAUCAUCUUCAACUUCCUGCCUGACAGUGCCGGCUUGGGCAUCCGCCUCCCCCUGGAGCUGGGACUGGGCUCCUUCCAGGGUUUUGUUGUUGCCAUCCUGUACUGCUUCCUCAACCAAGAGGUGAGGACGGAGAUGUCACGGAGGUGGCACGGACAUGACCCUGAGCUACUGCCAGCCCGGAGGAACCAUGCCAAGUGGACCAUGGCUUCCCACUCAGGGACGAAGGUGCUAACGUCCGUGUGCUAG